AUGGUCCAGUGCCACAGUAUUGUUUCUGAAUGCAACAGACCUGGAUCGCUCCCGGGAAUAUGGCCAGAGUCCAUCAUCUACUCCCUCGAAGGCUCCUCACAAUUUCGGAUCAAUGCACGUUCAGGUGAAAUCACCACGACAUCCCUGCUGGAUCGAGAGACCAAAUCGGAAUACAUCCUCAUCGUGCGGGCAGUGGACGGGGGCGUCGGCCACAACCAGAAAACCGGCAUUGCCACUGUGAAUAUCACUCUCUUGGACAUCAAUGACAAUCACCCCACCUGGAAGGAUGCUCCUUAUUACAUCAACCUGGUGGAGAUGACUCCUCCGGAUUCCGAUGUCACUACGGUGGUGGCCGUGGACCCUGACCUGGCUGAGAACGGGACUCUGGUCUACAGCAUUUACCCUCCCAACAAGUUCUACAGCAUCAACAGCACCACGGGCAAGAUCCGGACCACCAACGUGAUGCUGGACCGCGAGAACCCUGACCCCGAGGAGGCCGAGCUCAUGCGCAAAAUCAUCAUCUCCGUCACCGACUGCGGCAGGCCCCCCCUGAGGGCCACCAGCAGCGCCACGGUCUUUGUGAACCUACUGGACCUGAAUGACAAUGACCCCACCUUCCAGAACCUGCCCGCCAUCGCCGAGGUGCUGGAAGGGACCCUUGCUGGGACCUCCGUCUACCACGUUGUAGCCAUUGACCUGGACGAAGGCUUGAAUGGGCUGGUGACGUACCGCAUGCAGGUGGGGAUGCCCCGCAUGGACUUCGUGAUCAAUAGCAGUAGCGGCGUGGUGACCACCACCACGGAGCUGGAUCGCGAGCGCAUUGCGGAGUACUACCUCCGGGUCGUGGCCAGCGACGCCGGCACCCCCACCAAGAGCUCCACCAGCACGCUCACCAUCCGAGUACUGGAUGUGAACGAUGAGACCCCUACCUUCUUCCCAGCCGUGUACAACGUCUCCCUGCUGGAGGACAUCCCCCGGGAUUUCCGAGUGGUCUGGCUGAACUGCACAGACAAUGAUGUGGGACUCAAUGCCGAGCUCAGUUACUUUAUCACAGGUUCUGGCUCUCUCUCCUUUCAUUAGCUCCUCUGCCUUCCAACUCAUCCUCCCCUUUGUACCCCGCUUUGAAUGAGAAUACAACCCCUGCCUUUGAGGGACUAGAUCAUGUCUAGAGAAAUUA
Molecule: messenger RNA, 1177 nt
Organism: Antechinus flavipes (yellow-footed antechinus)
Lineage: Eukaryota; Metazoa; Chordata; Mammalia; Dasyuromorphia; Dasyuridae
Product: cadherin-23-like
Exons: 8
Coding region: 1-1080 (359 amino acids)
Biological process (GO): homophilic cell-cell adhesion
Cellular component (GO): cell-cell junction; plasma membrane
Molecular function (GO): calcium ion binding
Source: RefSeq, a predicted model, not a curated record